Messenger RNA from Drechmeria coniospora, 1749 nucleotides. RefSeq lists its product as uncharacterized. Bases 1 to 1749 code for a protein of 582 amino acids. The transcript has 3 exons. Lineage: Eukaryota; Fungi; Ascomycota; Sordariomycetes; Hypocreales; Ophiocordycipitaceae. Gene Ontology annotation, molecular function: cobalt ion transmembrane transporter activity; cobalt ion binding; magnesium ion transmembrane transporter activity. The record is from RefSeq and is a predicted model, not a curated record. Gene Ontology annotation, cellular component: membrane. Gene Ontology annotation, biological process: transmembrane transport; metal ion transport.
AUGGCAGAGGCCGCAGCCGACGGACCUCCCCGACGACACACCCAGGCGGCCGGGCGACCGAGGUCCGCGACUCGCCUUCGUCGUGGCCUCCCACUCGACACCGCCGACGUCGAUGCCGUCAGCGGGCAGCCCGACGUCGAGGCAUCGCCGCCGAUGCUUCGACGACGAAACACGCGGCCGGCGACGACCAAGACCAUCGUCGACGACCUCGACGCCUUCAAUCUCGCCGGACGGCCCGGCUGGCAGCCCGGAUCCGAGCCCGGCUUCGACCCCGAGCUGCCGGAUGGCGGCCACGCCUCGAUGCCGGCCCUGAUGGCCGCCUGCGACAUCACCGUCGUCGACUUCUCCCUCGAACGCAUGGCCAAGAUUCAUCUCGGCAACGAGGCCUUCAUCGCCUUUCUCGAGCGCCCGAGGCCGUCGUGGGGCCGCUGCCGGUGGAUCAACGUCAACGGCAUCAGCUGGGACGUCCUCCAGGCCGUCGGGACCUGCAAAGGCCUGCACAAGCUGGCGCUCGAGGACGUCAUGAACCUCCGAAACCGCACAAAGGCCGACUGGUACCCCAACCACGCCUUCAUCAUCAUGACGCUGCAAAAGCUCGUCCACCUCGUCGACGACGAUUCCGACGCCGCCCACGACGACUCCUCGUCCGCCUCGUCGACCCGUUCCCGCCGCCGCCGCCGCCGAGCCUCCCCGCUCAAGCCCUGGACCUGGUGGCGCCGCGCGCGGCCGUCCGACGCCGAAAAGCACCUCCCCCCCGAUGCCGACGGCCCCGUGCUCGCCGACGGCUCCCGCCUCGACCGGACGGCGAUGCUCCGCUCCAUCCAGCGCUACCACGCCUCGGGCAACGAGGCCCGCACCGAAUUCAUGGAGAGGCACUCCUCCCUCGCGCCUUACGGCAUGGCCGUCUCGGCCGAGCAGGUCUCCGUCUUCCUCACAAACGACAACACCGUCAUCUCCUUCUUCGAAGUCUCGGCCGCCGACGUCGAGCGGCCCAUCGUCACGCGCCUGAGCAACCCCGGCACGACGCUGCGCGAGUCCUGCGACGCCUCCCUCCUCGUCCAGGCCAUCGUCGACGCCAUCGUCGACCUCGCCCUGCCGCUGACGGCCGUCUACACCGACCUGCUCGCCGACCUCGAGCUCGACGUGCUGACGGCGCCGUCCAUCAAGCAGUGCCGCGCCCUCUACAUCUGCAUCUCCGAGCUCAACAAGAUGCUCCGCUUCCUCCACCCCGUCGACAACCUCGUCAACGUCCUGCGCGACCACCGGACCGAGCUCGACCAGGACGCGGCCGCCCGCGCGCUCGGGAGGGCCGACGCCGGCGUCAUCGUCACGCCCAUGACCCACACCUACCUCGGCGACGUCCUCGACCACUGCCUCAUCAUCACCGAGGCCAUGCAGCAGCUCAAGCAGUCGAGCGAGAACCUCAUCAACCUCAUCUUCAACACCAUCACGGCGAACCAGAACGAGUCGAUGAAACAGCUCACCACCGUCACCAUCAUCUUCCUGCCCCUCACCUUCAUCACCGGUUUCUUUGGCCAAAACUUUGCCGUCGACCAGUUUCCCGAGAUACAGAACGGCAUCUGGUACUUCUGGGCGUGCGCGGCACCGACCGUCGUCGCCACCAUCGUCAUCCUCAUGCGUGGCAUGCUGUACCAGUGGUUCGUCCGCCUGCGACAGCGUCAAGACAUUGGCAACCUUCGCAAGCGCUCCCAGUCGCGGCGGCGGACAAAGCGGCGCACCGCCCUCUGA